UGGAAGACAGGGCUUGUGAUUAUGUUCGUCGUGACUGCUUGUUUUGUUGGGGCAUUUGAACUGAUAUCAUUUCUUAAGAGAUCUCACGAAGAUAAAGAUACACCAACACUAGCGACAAGUUUUAACUGCCGCCAGAAGCCAUUUUGUGAUGGAAACGCUACAUGCAAAACAAAUCCAAAAGAUAAGACUCAUUUCAAAUGUGUUUGUAAUAGUGGCUUCCAAGGAGAUGGAUUCUCGUGUAAGGACGUUGAUGAAUGUAAAAGAAAUUCUUCCACAUGCAGUCAGCAUGCAUUUUGUAUAAAUUCCAUUGGCUCGUACGAUUGCCGCUGUUUGACAGGAUUCCACGGCAAAGGUUACUCCUGCGAGGAUAUCGAUGAGUGUCAGAGCAAAAUCCACAACUGUGGCGACCAUGCAGUGUGUGACAACAUUGUAGGUUCCUAUAAAUGCAGUUGUUUCGAUGGAUUUGUGGGCAAUGGACGGUCUUGUUACGACAUUAAUGAAUGCAAAACUAAUGCUCACAAUUGUAGUGUUCAUGCAUCAUGCAAUAACACUGUUGGCUCUCAUGAAUGCGUGUGCCUUUCUGGGUUUUCCGGCGAUGGUUAUGUGUGUCAAGAUGUUGAUGAGUGCAGCAACAGAAGUCAUCUUUGCAGCCCUCACUCCAGGUGUGUAAACAUCCCAGGAUCACACCGCUGCAUAUGUAAUGACGGGUAUCGUGGAAAUGGACAGUCAUGCAGUGAUAUCGAUGAGUGCAAGGAAGGGACAGCCCAAUGCAGUUUUAGAGCAAGUUGCACAAAUACCCCUGGUUCUUUCUGCUGUAAGUGCAUUGCGGGAUACCAAGGUGAUGGGAAAAAUUGCCGCGAUGAAGAUGAGUGCCUUAGUCGUCAGCAUUGUGAUUUGAAUGCAGAUUGCAGAAACACCAAUGGCUCUUAUACAUGCAGUUGCAAUUCUGGCUUCCAUGGUGAUGGUUUUUCGUGUCAUGAUGUGGAUGAGUGCAGAGGGGGUAUCCAUGAUUGUCAUGCAAAAGCUCAAUGCAGGAAUACCUGGGGAUCAUACAGUUGCUCCUGUAUUAAAGGAUAUCAUGGAAAUGGAAGGCAGUGUAAGGGAAAACCCGAGCAGAAACUUAACAUUUCAAGUUUGAAAGAAUUUCGGUGGAAGAAUUUCAUAUGUUGCAUUGCUAGUGUUACGUGCCUUGUAGCUGUGGUCAUAUUUGUACUGAUAUUUGGAAGCCCCAAAAGCGGAGAUGCACCAGCACCAGCAACGAGUUUUAACUGCCGUCAGAAGCCAUUUUGUGAUGAAAACGCCACUUGCAAAACAAAUCCAAAAGAUAAGUCUCAUUUUAAUUGCGUUUGUAAUAAUGGCUUCCAAGGAGAUGGAUUCUCGUGUAAGGACGUUGAUGAAUGUGAAAGAAAUCCUGCCACAUGCAGUCAGCAUGCACUUUGUAUAAAUUCCAUCGGCUCGUACGAUUGCAGCUGUUUGACCGGAUUCCUCGGCAACGGUUACUCCUGCGAGGAUAUCGAUGAGUGUCAGAGCAAAAUGCACGGCUGUAGCGACCAUGCAGUGUGUGACAACACCGUAGGCUCCUACCAGUGCAGAUGUUUUGAUGGAUUUACGGGCAACGGACGGUCUUGUUACGACAUUAAUGAAUGCAAUACUAAUGCUCACAACUGUAGUGUUCAUGCAUCCUGCAAAAACACUCAAGGCUCCAACACAUGCAGUUGUCAGAAGGGAUUCCAAGGUGAUGGACAGACUUGUCAUAACAUCGAUGAAUGCAAGACUAACGGACACGUUUGUAAUGUUCAUGCAUCCUGCAAUGACACUGUCGGCUCCUACAUGUGCAGUUGUUUGGAGGGAUUCCAAGGCGAUGGACGGUCUUGUCAUGAUAUCGACGAAUGCAAGACUAACACACAUGCUUGUAGUGUUCAUGCAUCCUGCAAUAACUCUGUUGGCUCCUACAUUUGCAACUGUCUGGGAGGAUUCCAAGGCGAUGGACGGUCUUGUCAUGAUAUCGACGAAUGCAAGACUAACAAACAUGCUUGUAGUGUUUAUGCAUUCUGCAAUAACACCCACGGCUCCUACAUGUGCAGUUGCCUGAAAGGAUUCCAAGGUGAUGGACGGUCUUGUCAUGAUAUCGAUGAAUGCAAGACUAACACACACGCCUGUAGUGUUUACGCAUUCUGCAAUAACACCGUCGGCUUCUACAUGUGCAGUUGCCUGGAAGGGUUCCAAGGCGAUGGACGGUCUUGUCAGGACAUCGAUGAAUGCAAGACUAUCACACACACUUGCAAUGUUCAUGCACUCUGCAAUAACACCGUCGGCUCCUACAUGUGCAGUUGCCUGGAAGGAUUCCAAGGCGAUGGACGGUCUUGUCAGGACAUCGAUGAAUGCAAGACUAACACACACACUUGCAGUGUUCAUGCAUCCUGCAAUAACACCGUUGGCUCCUACAUGUGCAGUUGCCUGGAAGGAUUCCAAGGCGAUGGACAGUCUUGUCAGGACAUCGACGAAUGCAAGACUAACACAUUCGAUUGCAGUGUCUUUGCAUCCUGCAAUAACACUGUCGGCUCUUACAGUUGUAAGUGUCACAAAGGAUUCAUGGGGGAUGGACGAUCCUGUCAUGAUAUUGAUGAGUGCAGCGACGGAAGUCAUCUUUGCAGCCCUCACUCCAGAUGUGUAAACAUCCCAGGGUUGCAUAGAUGCAUAUGUAACGACGGGUAUCGUGGAAAUGGACAGUCAUGCAACGAUAUCAACGAGUGCAAGGAAGGGAUGGCUCAAUGCAGUGUGAAAGCAAGUUGCACGAACACACCUGGUUCUUUCAGUUGUAAGUGUAUUGCGGGAUACCAAGGUGACGGGAAAAAUUGCCCCGAUAAAAACGAGUGCAGUAGUGGUCAGUAUUGUGCUAGGGAUGCAGAUUGCAGAAACACCGAUGGCUCUUAUACAUGCAGUUGCAAACCCGGCUUCCAUGGUGAUGGUUUUUCGUGUCGUGAUGUGGAUGAGUGCAGAGAGGGUAUCCAUAGUUGUCACGCAAAAGCUCAGUGCUCGAAUACCUGGGGAUCAUACAGUUGCUCUUGUAGUAAAGGAUAUUACGGAAAUGGCAGGCAGUGUAAGGCUUCUUCUGAAGGACGGCCCUACCCUCUCAUGGGAAUUUUUCUAUUUGGCACUUUUAUCGCUUUUUUGUUGUAAUUAUUUUGUUCUUACGCAAAGAAGGAAUAAGUUGAAUAUUUCAACUGGACAAUUAUUAAAGCAGAUGCCCGUUGUGGAUAACCGUGAUGUUAGUAAUAUCGUUCCUACGAUCGACAUUGAUGCAUGGAAGCUUCCUUUACAGUUUCCUUCAACACCAUCCCAGAGAGGGUUUUAAUGCAUUGCAGCGCACGGACCUCGAGCACAAUAUCUUGGUCCCUCAAUCCUCUGUUGCUGAAGGUUUCCAAAUAAAAUGACAGGACGGUUAAGAAAGAUUUAAAUAUUCGUUGAAAAUUAAUACAUUUUGUAUAAAAUUAGAACUUUUAGUCCGUAAACUUCCAACUUUGCACUGGUAUCAAUGCUGUUUUAUAAUCAAUUUUAAUAUAAAGAUGUCAGUACACUAACUGAAGCACAUUGAGUCGAUCACUGAUCAAGUUUUGAUUUUUUAAUAUACCACGAACUUUACUCCAGAGUUCCUAUCGCCUCAA
Pocillopora damicornis (cauliflower coral) is the source of this 3665-nucleotide messenger RNA. RefSeq lists its product as uncharacterized. Lineage: Eukaryota; Metazoa; Cnidaria; Anthozoa; Scleractinia; Pocilloporidae. Gene Ontology annotation, molecular function: calcium ion binding. The record is from RefSeq and is a predicted model, not a curated record.